This is a messenger RNA of Pimephales promelas (fathead minnow), 6265 nucleotides long. It is a transcript of the gene rlf, whose product is annotated as RLF zinc finger. Gene Ontology annotation, molecular function: DNA binding; DNA-binding transcription factor activity, RNA polymerase II-specific. The record is from RefSeq and is a predicted model, not a curated record. NCBI's taxonomy places the organism in Eukaryota, Metazoa, Chordata, Actinopteri, Cypriniformes, Leuciscidae. Gene Ontology annotation, cellular component: nucleus. Gene Ontology annotation, biological process: regulation of transcription by RNA polymerase II.
CACAUGACCGCAUGUGUGCGUACGCGCCGUGGCUGCCAGUGAACAUGGCGGAUGAGAACGCAGAAGCGGAGCUCGACUGGAGCGGCCGACACAGCCUGCUGCUCGACGAGGACACAUUCUUCGCUAUGGAGGGUCUGCAAGCCACCCUUCAGCAACUCGAAGCCGAACUUCGGCAGCAAGACGUUUCUGAAGAAUCGUCCACGGAGUAUUGCAACAACUUCUGCCAGGUUCUAAUGCAUUACGCUGGGAGCAGGAAUUCAGUGGAACACGGAUUGCCUCUAUUGGAAGUUUACUGUCUAUCAAUCAACUGUUUUGCUGCUGCCAGGCCAUAUCUCACAAGCGACUCCCCCAAUGUUACCCUUGUGCUCAAAAGACUUGCAUUGAGUUGCCUUGAAUUGUUGUUGUCUGUGCCUCAAAAUGAAAUACCGAUGGAUGCCUGGCUGCAGUUUCAUGGUUCAGUUCAGGCGGCCCAUGAGGCCAUGCUGCAGUAUGGCAGUACAGAUUUGCAUGCCCUUCUGAACAUCACAGGUGAAGGUGGAGCUUGGAAUAAUCCUGUCAUGGUCUCGCUUCUUACCGGUCAGCCCACUGACCCAGAUGAGGUGAAUGCCUAUCUUGCUUUGGAGGGAGAAGGUUUUAUGGAAAUGCGGAUCAAACACUUGGAAAAAGUAGGGGAGGUAGAGAAAGCACUGAUCCUCAACAAAGCCUGUGCUAACUGUAGCCUCCUGCCUAGUCAGUCCACUUUUCGCCAAACCUUUGUCACCCAACUGUGCCAGAUGCUGCCUGGUGAGGAAGCUAUUUUAGAGAUUUCUAGAAUAGAUGCAAAAGAUGUCCUGGACAUUAUUUGCAACAUGGAUUCUGAGGGGGAUGAGAGCACAGCCUUCAUCCUGUGCACUACAUAUUUUACACAGCAGCUACAGCAAGACAGCUUGUACUGUUCCUGGGAGUUAACCCUCCUUUGGAGCAAACUGCAGAGAAGAAUUGAUGUGUCCCUUGAAUCAUUUAUUGAACGGUGUCUCCAGUUUGCAGCCAUUGCCAGGACUAUCUACCAUCUCCUAUUCCUAAUUCGUGUGAUUCAGACAGAGGCAAUGCAGCUUGGCCUAGCAGUGUCAGUUGACCUAUGUGUGAAGGCUCUUCGGCUUCCAAAGCAAGAUGACGUAGAUGCAAAAACAAUGGUCUGCAAAGCUAUUGUCUGUCUCCUGCCUGAAGAUCUGGAGGUGAUAAGGGCUUGUCAACUCACAGAAUUCCUCUUAAGUCCUGCCCAGGAAGCCUUUGAUGUCCUUGAGGAGCUCUACACACGCCCUGAUCAAAAAUAUGAUGAGGAGAAUGCCAUUAUUCCAAAUUCUCUGCGUUGCGAGCUUUUACUUUCUCUGAAAGCACAUUGGCCAUUUGACCCUGAAUUCUGGGACUGGAAGACAUUGAAACGCUACUGUGUUCAGUUACUGGGGCUGGAACCUGAGGAAGAAGUAGAGGAUGAAGAAGCACCCGAGGAGCUGUGUAAUCUUGGAGCAGUUUUGAAUGAAGACGUUGGGAAGGAGGGAGAAAAUGAAUGUAAGGUUAAUGCAUUUAGCAGCACUGAGCAAGAACAGAGAGUGGAAGAAACGGAAAUGGAAAAGGGAGAAAAAGUCUCAAAGAAAAAAGACUCUCAAGACGUCUCUAAGAAAUCCGACAUGCAUCAGAAGGCUAAAUUUAUCUGCCAGAUAUGCCAUAAACAAGUGGUGGAGACGCGAAUCUGUCACCAUGCCAGAAAACACAUGGAAAAUGACAUGUGGACAUGUCCUGUGUGUCUACAAAAGUUUAAAAGUAAAAAGGAGUUUGCGCUCCACUCCAAAAAACACAUUCAAAUUCCUGCAAAGGGUCACUGGAAAAAGAAAAAAGUGAAGAAGAAGGUGGACCUGCAAAAUUAUUUCAAGGAGGAUAGUUUGGAUGAGCUAGAGCCUGGUCAAAUUCCUUUAGACCCUUCUCUUGCCAUGUACUAUCAGUCCACCCAUGACCCUGUUGUAUUAGAACAUAUAUUAGAGCAAGCUGCCAGUGUGCCUGAUAAGCAAGUAGACGAUGACUAUAUUACAUUUGACUACAUCAACGCAUACUUUAAGUUACAGGAUCGUGAUGUUUACCAGUGUCCAGCCACUAACUGCUCAAGGAAUUUUAAACUUUUUAAGUACUUGGGUGUACACAUAAAAAAUGAGCAUGGUAGUGAAGACCCCAAUUUGAAACAUUAUCUGGAGAUGAAAGACCGCCGGGAGAAGUGCACUUUCUGCCGAAAGACCUUCAUGACAGCCUAUCACCAUCGCCAGCACCGGUGGGUCCAUUAUGGAGAUGAUCCUUACAUAUGUGUAGUCACAGGAUGUGGUGCCCGUUUUGAUACCACCAAUGAACUUAUAGCACAUAAGCAUAGUCAUGGGUUCCGCUUGUCUUACAGCUGUGAGUUGAAAGGCUGCAGUUUCUCUUAUUGUGACCUUGGGCAGCUCUACCACCAUGAGGCGCAGCACUUCCGCGAUGCAGCUUACACUUGUACCAGCGCAGGGUGCAAAAACUUUUUCUACUCUCGCAGGGAAUUCCUACAGCACUUGGCCACUCAUGACAUCACUUUCACGGAGAAAGACUUUGAGACGCAGAGAAAAAUGAGAAUGAAACUCUUGCUUCCAGUUGUAGAAAGUGACUUGGGUUCUGGGUCAAAGGCAGAAGUAGAGAAUGGUGUCCAAAAGGUUGGUUCAAGUUCUUCACAGCUCUUGGCGAACAGUGAAUCUAAGGUCUCGUUGACGUGCGUUGCUGUUUGCUUUGAUGGGAGAAAGUUUACAUGUGGCUUAAAAAAGUGUAAAAGGACUUUCACUACUGCAAGAGAACUCCAGAAGCACUUAAAAAUUGCUCAUUCAGGUGAGUUUAACGAGGAUUCAUUUUGCAAGAAGAAAGUACAAGAACAACAUUCAAAGACUCAAGCCAAUGAAUUGCAUCAAAGUGGCCAGGAUAAGACUCCAAAAAAGGCAUCUACAGAGGAAUCCAAUCACAAAAAGGAUAUCUCGCCUGCUCCUGAGUCUGUAGAUUGUGAUGCAACCCUUUCAAAUGUGGAACUCUGUGAAGCAUUUACCGAAAUCAUGCUUGGAUUAAGUCAACUAAGCCUUAAUUCUCCCAGCACUAGAUAUGCAAUGCGUAAUUCACAGAGCACUUGCACAACUACCUUGAAUGCAAGGUCACCUGCCAAAGCAGCUAACAACAAAAAAGAGGUGAGAUCUCAUGUAGUGAGUAGUGAUUCAAAGAGGCUGUCAAGCAAGUCCGAAUUGCCACAAACACAUGACUACAUUAAAGACUCUGAGAAGGAACAACCGCAAAGCGAGCCCCCAACCAAGCCUUACACCUGCGAAGCCAAAAGUUGCCACUACAAGAGCGUUACCUGUUGUGGUUUAAUGCAGCACUACAUUAAAAUUCAUGGAUACUCUGAGGAGAAAGUGCAACAGAUGGAGGUGUUUCAAUCUGAAACACUUGAGCCUCUCAAAACACCUGAUGUCACUGAAGAUUCUGUUUUGGGGAACAAUCAACCCCAAAGUGAGUUCCUUGUGCAGGCUACAAUCAAACCUUACACCUGCGAAGCUAAGAGUUGCCACUACCAAAGUGCUACUAGUCGUGCUUUAAUGCAGCACUACAUUAAGAUUCAUGGUUACUCUGAGGUAGCGGUGAAAGAGAUGGAUGUGUUUCAAUCUCAAAUAUUCAAGCCUUUCAAGUGCCAUCUCUGCUCCAAGAGCUACAGAAACAAAAAAGAAUUGAAGAUCCACUUUAUACAGAUGCAUCACAUGAAUAAAGCUAUUGUUGAGCAGAUGAGCUGCAGUUUUAAAAGGAGACUAGUUGAUAAAGCACCUGUGUUGUCAUCUAAAAUGAGGAACAGGAAGAAGUCACAAUCUUUGAAGAUGGAUGACAUUAAAACCAAAAUACGGGACAAACACCUUUGGCAACAGAGAUGCCAAAAAAAAGAUUAUCAGUUGUGGAAAAGAAAACUAGAUAGAAAAAAUGGACAAGUUAAAUCUGAAGAGAAAAGGCAAGUCCCUUCUGAAACUGAUGCUGAUGUAAACCACGAAGCAGUUGAUGUUAGGGGAAGCCGUCGCUUGGUAGCAAAAGGGAAUCUGAGCCACAUCCUCACUAAAUACAAUAAACCCUUUCAUUGCGUGCAUAAAAACUGCAAUGCUGCCUUCGGUAAUCAGAAUGCCCUUGUUGGCCACCUUCAGUUAGUGCAUCACUAUAACCGCUCACAGUUGUGCUUCCCAUGUGAACACAAAGGAUGUGAUAAGCAAUUUAACAACUUGUCUAGUCUUACUAAACACUACCGUAAAGAGCACAACUUCAACAGAAAGAAAAUUACAUCAAAAGUGUCCUGCAAAUCUAAGAACAUACCAAAAAGACAGAUGACCUCAUCAGAGGAGCCCAUACCAAGGUUCAAGUGUACCUAUGCUAACUGCAAUGAGUCGUACCAUCUCAAAAGCAGCCUCUUGCGUCACACAAAUCAGUUUCACCAGAACCCCACUCCACUGAAUCCAGCUGCCACCUCUGUGAACAGCAAGUUCAAAAUGAGCUUUAAAAAGCAUGUGUUCUAUAGGCACUGUGAUCCAUCUGAUUCCCUUGUUGUGCGACUCCAGAGUACACCUAAAAAAGAGUCAAAUAGUGGAUGCCAAACGAAGUUGAUCAUCUCGCCUUCUUCCCAGGCAACGAAAGAUUCCCAAAAGCUGCCUCUCAAGCAACCUUUGAGAUGCUGCAUAGAGGACCAGGAAAUCGCUCCAUCUGAGGAGAACUUUGAGUCCAUUGAAGGAAAUGCAGAGGAGAUGUUGGACAGGGUACCUAAGACACAAACUAUCAAAAAAAAAAAACGAUUUGACCAGAUUGUCUUCCGAACACACGAGGAGGCUUUGCAGAUGUGCCAAGACCGCUGCCUGUCUGUAGCCUUUCCUUGCAUGUUACAGAACUGUGACUCUGUUGUAACUAGAAUGAGUAGUUUGAGUCGACAUUAUAUUGCGGUUCACAAACUUACACGCGGACAGUUCACUGAUAAUAAGGACAAAUUAUGUUACACUGCAGAAAAGUUAGAAGAGAUUAUACAAAAAAAAUCUGCUGUGCCUGCUAUACCUGAUUUAACAAGGAUUCCAAAUGGCGUCCUCAAGAUGGAGUAUCAGUCUGAGUCUGCGACCCCAGGUGGCCAGUCACUGCCAAUGAGCCUCCAUUCAAUCAAAAACAAAUCAAAGGGACAUGAAGUAACUGAGUUUUCAGGGGAGCAACACCCCGACACAAGUUUGCUUACUGCAGCUGAAGGUUUGCUCUGUGGCUCCCCGAAGUCAAGCGGGCACCCUGAAGAGCCUGUUUCUGAGGAGAGUCCAAGCAACAAAGACAGGUCAGACUCUGAGUUAACAGCACCUCCCCUUAUUCGACCUCCACCACUUGACCUCUCACCACCCUCUACUCUCAGAAUUGCUGUUGAUGAAAGUUCAUUUGAACCCUCUGAUAAAGACAGUAAAUCUAUUAACAUUCCUUCUACUGUUUCCAUAUCAGUUCCCACCCCAACUCGGCAGCCCCUCAGACGGAGGAAUGAACUCUCCGAACCACCACCGCCAGUCCCUCUUUCGCCAAACCCAAAGGAUCCUGUAGAGCACAGUCUAGCACCACGAACUUUUGACAUUGCAACUUACAAACCUAUGGGCUUUGAGUCCUCGUUCUUGAAUUUCAUUAAAGAGAAGGAGGAGAUCAAAUGUGAAAAGCCGUGGGCUGCAGUAGUUACUAAUCCUUGUCUCAAACCUGAUCCACCUCGACGCAGAGAUUGUUUCAGACGGAACUGCUCGGUCAAAGAAAACACUCAGAGAGGAGCCCCCAUCUCUCGAAGCCGCAAGUUUCGGUCAUCCCCUCUGAGGCACUUGAUCUCUAAAGGAGAGUGUACCUCUAUCCAGAAUCUCCGUCUGAUUUUGGAGAGGGCUUUAGCGGGCUGUGGCGACCAAGCUAUAAAACAGCUUCAGUUCUUGAAGCCUGUGGUGGUUCUAGAGAGGCCAAAGUCCUUUGCCUCCAUUCUUGAUCUCUUACCCUCUGAAACUAAAGCAUAAACUUUUGCUGGGCAAAAAGGCAGUAAAACUCUUGUCCACCUUUUUUAUUUGAGAGACUUUCAUAGUAUUUUUUAUAUUAUUGAUACAAUUUUGGUUUUUUUCUGCCAGAAUUAGGUACCUUGAUUGUUAAGUUGUGAAUGUUUAUAUCUGUAAAUAAGGUCAAAUAAAAAAAGAACAAAAAAGAUUUUGAAAAUACA